This is a messenger RNA of Hemicordylus capensis (graceful crag lizard), 2706 nucleotides long. RefSeq lists its product as uncharacterized. Bases 342 to 2561 code for a protein of 739 amino acids. NCBI's taxonomy places the organism in Eukaryota, Metazoa, Chordata, Lepidosauria, Squamata, Cordylidae. Gene Ontology annotation, molecular function: GTP binding. The record is from RefSeq and is a predicted model, not a curated record. The transcript is spliced from 7 exons.
GAGAGAAAGGGGCCCUCCUCCUCCUCCUCCCGCCCACUCAGACAGUGGCACGAUCCACAGGGAAGCGGGCGCCGCCACUCCCUGACCGCCUGGCUGGGCUCCCCCGCCCUCGGCCAUUGGCCCUGUGCCGGUGCAGGGGACCGUCGGGGCCUUGGGAGGCUCGCCUAGUCUGCGGCGACCCCCUCGGUGACGCGGCGCGGGGACGCUCCUCCGCCGCCCAGCAGCAGCCCCCCCCCCGCCCACCUGACCCCGAGCGGACGGAGGAGACGCGCGCCUUCAAAGGGGCUUCCUUCGAGCCACAGAUCCGCGGAGGGCCUCACCUGGCAGCGACAGGAAGAGAAAUGAUGACCUAUCAGUCGACCUCAGGCACUCCGUGGACAUUCCAGGGAGCGAUGGACGAGAACAGACACGGUAAGGAGCAAGACGGAGCCGCUGAUUCUGGCGACAGCGCUGCUUGGCUGCUUGGUGAAGACGGAGAAUCAGAACUGAGGAUCAUCUUGGUUGGAAAGAGUGGAGGCGGGAAAAGUGCCACCGGAAACACCAUCCUCGGCCAGAAGGAGGCCUUUCAGUCCACACUAGCGGUGAAGACAACCACUCUGACCUGCCAGGGAGGGCGUGGGAGCUGGAAUGGCCAGGACGUUUCUGUGAUUGACACGGCAGACAUCUUUGAGUCCGAAUCCUGCAGUGACGAAUCCCUCAGGGAGAUCAAGCACUGCAUUGACCUCUCCAGGCCAGGCCCACACGCUCUGCUGCUAGUGACCCAGGUGGGUCGUUUCACCGCGGAAGAUGAAGCGGCCGCGAAGCACGUCCAGGAUGUGUUUGGGAGGGAGGCCGCCAGGCACAUGAUUGUCUUGUUCACCCGCAAAGAAGAUUUAGGGGAGGAGUCCUUGCAGCACUACGUAAGCUCAUCAAAUAACAAAGCUCUCUGGGAGCUGCUUCAGAAAUGCGGGAACCGCUUCUGCGCUUUCAAUAACAGGGCAGAAGGAGCAGAACGGGAGAGCCAAGUCUCUGAGCUGAUGACCAUGAUCCAGAAAAUGGUUCGGGAGAACGGCGGAAGAUACUACGUCAAUGAGCUGUACUUGGAGCCCAGUCUGACCAACACGAGGCUCAAAUUCUACCUGGCGGAAUAUAGAAGAGCCAGGAAAAGGGCAGAGGGCGCUUGGGUUUGGGAUAGAAAGAGACUAGUGCUUGCAGGAAUUGGAGGAAUUGUUGUGAUUGUGAUUGUCAUUAUCCUGGUACGUGAAUUACGGCCAGCCCAGCGCCCGCCCUUCGCGACACCGGCGAGCCCGUCCGAGUCAGGAAGACAGAAGCCGUGCAGACCGCAGCCCCAGACACGAAGCGGAGCCAGGCGGAGCCGCCGCCGUACCUACCUAUCUGCCUGCCUGCCUGGAGAGCCGCGCCGGCGGGAGCGCGCAGAUCCUGGGGCUGGGCUCCCGUGCCGAGCUUGCUGCUUUCGCUUUCGCUUUCCGGCCGGCGGAGCGGGUUGCCGGAGCGCCUCUCUGGCAGCAGCUGGCCUAGCAGGGCUUCGUCGUCCGGCUGCGGCAGGGAGGGAGGGAGGGCAGAAGGCGCGCCUGGCUCUGGCGCCCGGCAGCAGCGCUCCCCCGCGAAAGCGCCGUGCGGCCACGGCUCCGCCCGCGGUCAGGAGGAGGAGGAGGAGGAGGAGGCGCACGCCAGAGUCCCCCGGAGGCGCCGCGGGCUGCGCUCCCGCCUCAGAGGCCAGAUAUUCCAGACAGGAGGACAAGAUCAUGUAUGGAAAGGGCAGAGAAUCAGAACUGAGGGUCAUCCUGGUUGGAAAGAGUGGAGGUGGGAAAAGUGCCACCGGAAACACCAUCCUUGGCCGGAAGGAGUUCCAGUCCCUGCUUGGGGUGAAGGCAACCACUCUGACCUGCCAGAGAGGGUGUGGGAGCUGGAACGGCCGGGAUGUGUCAGUGAUUGACACGGCGGACAUCUUUGAUCCAGAAUCCUGCAGUGAGGACUCCUGCAGUGAGAUCAUGCGCUGCGUUGCGCUCUCCAGGCCGGGCCCUCACGCUCUGCUGCUUGUGACCCAGGUGGGUCGUUUCACCGCUGAAGACGAGGCAGCAGCAAAGCAAGUGCAGGAUGUGUUUGGUCUGGAGGCCACCAGGCACAUGAUCGUCUUGUUCACCCGGAAGGAAGAUCUGGGGGAUUGGGUCCUGCAGGAUUACGUUAAGGGCUCAGAUAACCAGGCUCUGAGGGAGCUGAUUCGGAAGUGUGGGGACCGAUUCUGUGCCUUCAAUAACAGGGCGGUUGGAGCAGAACGGGAGAAGCAGGUCUCUGAGCUGAUGGCCAUGAUCCAGGGAAUGGUUUGGGAUAACGGAGGAAGUCAUUACAUCAAUGAGCUGUACUCGGAGCCCAACUUAACAAAUGCAAAGAUCAGAUCUUACCUGGCAGCAAACAGAAGGGCCAGGCAGAGGGCAGAGGGAGGCUUCCUAACCUACAGAAAAGCCCUUGUGAUCUUUGCAUGUGCUGCUGCUGGUCUUUUACUCCUUUAUUACUGUCGGCAUCAUUCCCCCAGCGGUGCUGCUUUUCUUGGUCCUGAAUAGCAGUUGAGGAGUGAGUAAAUCCAACUAGAUCUCUUGUUCUCGGCUGGCAAGAGACUGACACGUGGAUCAUCUAAUAAACUAAUGGUCAGUGCUUAGUUCUCCUCCUUGGUUUCAUGUCACAAAUAAAGUUACUAGCAAAUCAUCA